This is a messenger RNA of Equus caballus (horse), 2161 nucleotides long. It is a transcript of the gene REXO4, whose product is annotated as REX4 homolog, 3'-5' exonuclease. NCBI's taxonomy places the organism in Eukaryota, Metazoa, Chordata, Mammalia, Perissodactyla, Equidae. Gene Ontology annotation, molecular function: 3'-5' exonuclease activity; nucleic acid binding. The record is from RefSeq and is a predicted model, not a curated record. Gene Ontology annotation, cellular component: nucleus. Gene Ontology annotation, biological process: DNA catabolic process; rRNA processing.
GGACGGCGGGACGGGGCGGGGCGGCCCCGCGGCUGGGCCCGGGCUCGCCGAGAAGCUCAUUCGGAAGAAAAGCAAGAAGAAAAGGUUGUGUCACAGCAAGGCGCGGGAGGUACGCGGGAAACCGGGAAGCGGCCCUGGAGGUGCCGUGGUGCGGCCUCCAAAGGCUCCAGAAGACUUUUCCCCAAACUGGAAGGCGCUGCAGGAGCUGCUGAAACAAAAACCACAGACCCUGGAAAAGCCUCUUGUUAUCUCUCAGAUGGAUUCCGAAAAGCAGCCCCAAAUUAUGCAACAAAACAGAGAAGCCAGCCCGGGUAAAGCUAAGAGAGAUGAGACGGGGGCAAAAAAAGCAGAGCACGCAGCCAGCGGGGGCUCUGCUCCUUCAGGAGCUCCUGCAAAGGCCAGCCGAGCAGAGCACAGUGAGAAAGGGACCAAGAGAAGGACAAAUGGUGACAUUUCUCUGACUCAAGGGGACAUCAAGCAUAAGAAGCGGAAAGCUAAGGAGGCGGCUGUAGCCUUGGCUCCAGCCCCGCCCACCGAGGAAGACAUCUGGUUCGACGAUGUUGACCCAGCGGACAUUGAAGCAGCCAUCGGCCCAGAGGCAGCCGAAAUAGCGAGGAAACAGCUGGGGCAGAGCAAGAAGAGCGUCACGCUGGUGAAGGAGCAGGCCUUCGGCGGUCUGACAAAAGCCUUGGCCCUGGAUUGUGAGAUGGUGGGCGUGGGCCCCAGCGGGGAAGAGAGCAUCGCUGCCCGCGUGUCCGUUGUGAACCAGUACGGGAAGUGUGUUUAUGACAAGUACGUCAAGCCUACGCAGCCAGUGACUGACUACAGGACGGCGGUCAGUGGGAUCCGGCCAGAGCACCUUCGGCAGGGGGAGGAGUUUGAGGUGGUGCAGAAGGAGGUGGCAGACAUGCUGAGGGGCCGCAUUCUGGUCGGACACGCGCUGCAUAACGAUUUAAAGGUGCUGUUUUUAGACCACCCAAAAAAGAUGAUCCGAGACACACAGAAAUAUAAACCUUUCAAGAGUCAUGUUCAGAGUGGACGGCCAUCCCUGAAGCUGCUCGCAGAGGAAAUCCUGGGGAUCAGGGUGCAGCAGGCAGAGCACUGUUCGAUUCAGGAUGCCCAGGCGGCAAUGAGGCUGUACGUCAUGGUGAAGAAGGAGUGGGAGAGCGUUGCCCGAGACAGGCGCCCCGCAGCCGCUGAUCCAGCCCGUGGCAUUGACGACAUCUAGCCGUCUGCCCCUGGCAAUGACGAUGCCUGCCACUGGCCCCUCCCCCUGCCUCGUGGCAGCGUCUCCGUCCACAGGCAGUUGUGACCACAUCUUCCCAGAGCAGCGACUGUUGCAGCGUUUUCAAAUCAUGGCAGCAGGGCAUGGGAGCAUGCAUGCUGCUGAGAAGCACUUUUCCUUCCCCCUGAUUUCACGAUCUCAGACCUAGGCCCACCCACAGGGGGUCGGGCAGCACAGGGAGGGACAUAGCUGGGGGAGUCAGGGCAUUUGUCCUGGGCACAGCCAGGAGGUGGGUGACGGGGACUGAAGUGGGAGUGCGGACAGGGAGUGGGCCACGCCUGCCCUCUGCCGUCACCACGGACAUGGCGGCCUUCGCUGGGCUUCACCAGGUCCCGCGGUGGGAAGCGCCCAGUUGUCCACUGGGUCCUCAGCGCUUCCUCUCAGGAGGCCUCGUUCCCUCAAUCACCCUGAGCCAUGUAAAGAACUCUGCUGGACUCGAGGGGCGGCAGACCAGUGUCUAUGGUCAGCCCAGCCACAGCCUCAUCAUGGAGUUUAUGUUGCUGCCUUUGGACGUGGAGGGACUUUCUUCGAGCGGGUGUGCCUUUCGCUCUCCCCACACCUGCCACAUUUAAACUCGAGUUGGAGCCCACAGCGCAGCGACGUGGGGCUCAGGCUGCCUAAUGGUGACAACGGUUAUUCCCGGAGGCAGGUGCCUCUCCCCAUCCAGGACAGACAUGCUGACCUCCGGCCAUUGCGCUGGAAGAGCUGCGUGGGCUCCUGUGUCAGGAUCUUUGGGAGAACAGGGUGGGGAGCAGCCAGCCACGCUGAGUGGAGCGAGCGCAUAAAGCAGCGGCUUCAUGGAGCCACCUGCUGGUGGCACAAAAAAGGUCCAAACCCACUGCGGGUGUUACUGAACAAAUGCAGGUUUUUACUUGA